Messenger RNA from Fusarium vanettenii 77-13-4, 705 nucleotides. RefSeq lists its product as uncharacterized. The coding region runs from base 1 to 705 and encodes 234 amino acids. NCBI's taxonomy places the organism in Eukaryota, Fungi, Ascomycota, Sordariomycetes, Hypocreales, Nectriaceae. Gene Ontology annotation, molecular function: protein binding. The record is from RefSeq and is a predicted model, not a curated record. The transcript has 3 exons.
AUGGCUAGAGAGCGUCGCAUCAUAAAGGAGCUCAAGGACAUCCAGGCCGAUCAUGACAGCUCAGGCGUGAUUGCCACCCCAGUCACUGAUGGCAACCUCGUCCACCUAAAGGGAACCUUUCCCGCCCCCCCCGACACUCCCUACGCAGGCGGCACCUACCAGGUCGACAUCCAGAUCCCCGACCAGUAUCCCUUCAAGUCUCCUAUAAUACGAUUCGACACCAAGAUCUGGCAUCCCAACAUCAGCAGCCAGACGGGCGCCAUUUGUCUCGAUACCCUCGGCUCUAACUGGUCUCCUGUCCAGACCAUCAAAACCGCCCUGCUCUCCCUCCGAAUGCUCCUCGAGUUCCCGAAUCCCAAAGACCCGCAAGACGCAGAGGUGGCAAACAUGAUGCUCAAGGACCCUGAACGCUUCGCCCUCAUGGCUCACGAGUGGGCUGUCAAGCACGCCGGUGCCCCGCGACGGGAUAUUGAUCUGAGCAAGUGGAAGAAAGAGGGUUCCUCUACUACCAAUGAGAAUGACAACAGCAGGUAUAUGGGAUACAACAGGGACCUCGUCGAUCGCUUCGUCAACAUGGGAUUCGCCCUCGACGCCGUAACCGAAGCCUUCAUGUUUUUUGGUAUCGACCAGAACAAUGGACAAGAUUACGAGCUGGAGGAGGCAUAUAUGGGAGACAUCACGGCCCGCCUGCUGGGUGAACAAUGA